UCGAAAGCAUCCAACGUUCGUCCUUCGUUGUCAAUCGUUCUCGCGACCGUUUUAUCCGCCGGCUUCCGUUUUUCCGGUCACCGGAGAUAAGUUCCGAGCAGCAGCUCGCCGUAGAGAAUCAUCUCUCUGUACAAACCUCACAAUGCUACACCAGCGACCACCGCCAUUUUCAGUUCUAGCUGCAUUUUCGCUGUGUUGCUCCUCUGCUUUAGUUUCCUUCUCCCAUGGCGAUUCUCAGACUCCGUUCUCUCAAAUGCCUCCCAUCUCAGGGUGGAGAAAUGAUGAGUAUUAUAACGGUGGAGGGCUCGGGUUGGGAAGUCCGAUGGGGUCUAUUGCGGAAGGGCCCAUAACGGAGCCUGUGGAGCACUCAUUUUUUGUGUUGGCAGCUGAAAGAACUCGUAGGAAAGAUCCUCUCAGUGGCUUUCAAGUCUACUCCGGCGGCUGGAAUAUUAGUGACCGCCAUUAUUGGGCUUCUGUUGGGUUCACUGCAGUUCCUUUGUUUGCUGUUGCUGCAGCCUGGCUCUUGGGUUUUGGGAUUUGCUUAUUGAUCAUCUCUCUUUGUUACUUCUGUUGCGGAAUGCAGUCGUAUGGCUAUUCUCGAACGGCUUAUACUCUUUCACUUUUUUUCCUCAUAAUGUUCUCCAUUGCAGCAAUCAUUGGAUGUGUAAUUUUAUACAUUGGCCAAGGAAGGUUUCAUAAUAGUACAUCAGAAACAUUGGAAUAUGUCAUAGAUCAGGCAGAUUUGACUGCUCAAAAGCUCCGCGACGUAUCUGAUUAUUUUGCUGCAGCCAAGCAGACUGGAGUGGAUCAAGUUUUUCUGCCCUCUGAUGUUCAAACCGACAUCGACCAGAUUGAGACGAAGAUAAACUCUUCUGCUAGUAUUCUUGCUGACAAAUCUGUGCACAACUCAAAUGACAUUAAAGAUCUCCUUGAUUCUAUUCGUCUGGCACUUAUAAUUGUCGCAGCUAUUAUGCUUCUAUUGACAUUUCUCGGAUUCUUAUUCUCCAUGUUCGGUAUGCAACUUCUUGUCUACAUCCUGGUGAUUACUGGUUGGUUACUUGUCACUGGGACGUUCAUCUUAUCGGGCACAUUUCUUAUUCUCCACAACGCGGCUGCAGAUACUUGCAUUGCAAUGGAUGAAUGGGUCCAGAAUCCUGCGGCGCAUACGGCCUUAGAUGACGUUCUUCCUUGUGUGGAUAAAGAGACUGCCCAAGAGACACUGGUAAAAAGCAAGGAAGUGAGUGCUAAACUUGUCGAUCUGGUGAACGAGGUGAUCACGAACGUCUCCAACAUAAAUUUUUCGCCGAACUUCAAACCAAUGUACUUUAACCAAUCUGGUCCCAUUUUGCCAACACUAUGCAACCCGUUUCACCCGGACUUGACACCCAGAACUUGUUCUUCUGGCGAAGUAGACUUGCAAAAUGCCACACAAGUAUGGGGCGGUUAUGUCUGCCAAGUUUCACCUACUGGUGAUAAUAUAUGCAUCACGACGGGGCGGUUGACUCCGAGUUUGUACAACCAGAUGGCGAGUGGAGUAAAUUUAAGCAACGCACUGUCGAAUUACGGUCCUACUUUGGUUGAGCUCCAAGACUGUUCGUUUGUACGACAGACAUUCAAUGAAAUACAUAGAAACUAUUGUCCUGGUCUACAACAAUACAGCAGAUGGGUCUAUGUCGGAUUAUCAACUAUCUCCAUUGCUGUUAUGCUCUCUCUGAUUCUAUGGAUUAUAUACGGUCGAGAACGGCGCCAUCGCGCUUAUACAAAUGGCUUGAUUACUAAACCAACUGGGGAAGAGUUGGAGGGGAACAAAGAAUCUUGAGAACUAGGUAUCAAAGAAUGAGAGAUCAGGACUAUUAGACUGUGUUGUGUUCUGCUGUUUCUGAUUCAGCCAUUGAAUCCAGGAAAUAUGGAAUGAACUCGAAGGACCUGUAGGAACCGGUACGGUUAGAUGACGUUUCGGAAACAAGUCGACGAAAGGUAGGUUAUCAUAUAGUUUCAAGUUUGCAUAUGUGACAACUGGAGUAUAUGGAGUAAUAGUAGUAUAGCUUUGCUUGUUGAUUAAUUUUACUGAAAUAAAAAGCAGUUUUUUUUACUACAAAUGUUUGGGGUAGGA
This is a messenger RNA of Momordica charantia (bitter melon), 2113 nucleotides long. RefSeq lists its product as uncharacterized. The record is from RefSeq and is a predicted model, not a curated record. NCBI's taxonomy places the organism in Eukaryota, Viridiplantae, Streptophyta, Magnoliopsida, Cucurbitales, Cucurbitaceae. Gene Ontology annotation, cellular component: plasma membrane; plasmodesma.